AUGCUCUACGCCUAUGGGCCGACUAAUAUUGUCGUGCUGAUCUUCGGCGGAUGCUGUGCCAAUGUCUUUGCCCUCGAGGCGCUGAUUCAGAGCGAGCCAGAUAGCGGCGUCAUCAUAACCUUCCUCCAGUUCUUCUUCACAGCUCUCGCCGCCUACUCUACCCAAUACUCGUCAUCCGCCCCUUACACCAUCCGGUCGCCCGGCGUGCCUAUCCGAAGAUGGGCCAUCCUCGCCGCCAUGCACUUCGGCAUCAACAUGCUGAACAACUGGGCUUUCUCCUACCGCAUUAGUGUCCCCGUGCACAUCAUCUUGCGCAGUUUUGGGAGCGUGACGACCAUGGCCGCGGGCUUCCUGCGUGGGAAGAAGUACUCUUUCCUGCAAGUGUUGAGUGUCGUGUUGUUGACGGUGGGCGUUGUAGUGAGUGCAUGGGCGGAUGCCGAGGGGAAGGGCAAAUCCAUGUCUUUCAGUAUGGACUCGUUCAACUCGGAUUUCGGCAACGGCCUGCUGGUCUUGCUGGUCGCGCAGUUCCUGUCGGCUUACAUGGGCACCUACACGGAAGACACGUACGCCAUCUACGGCGCAAACUGGAAGGAGAGUCUGUUCUACUCGCAUUUCCUGUCGUUGCCGCUCUUCUUACCUCUUGCGGGAGUGCUGAGGAAGCAGUACUCGAGGCUUCUCUCCACUUCCCCACUGGACAUCAAAGCUCUCGCGCGAUCUUCGCCCACCCUUGAACCGCUACUGACUACCAUUCGACGUUCGCCCAUGUUGACCUCCUCCAUCGAAGGCCUCCCGCAAGGUGUCGUCUUCAUGCUCGUGAACAUCCUCACGCAACUGGCGUGCAUCACCGGCGUCAAUCUACUCUGCGCCAAAUCGUCGGCGGUGACGGUGACGAUUGUGUUGAACAUCCGCAAGCUCGUCUCGUUCAUCCUGAGCACGGUGCUGUUCGGCCAUCAGCUAAGCGGGAUGAUGAUCCUGGGCUCGACACUGGUAUUUGGAAGCGGGGCGUUGUAUGGCUACGAAACGAGUUGGAGGCUGCCGCAGCAAAAGCAGACAGAAGGGGGCAAAGCAAAUGGGCAGGUGAAGAAGGAUUGA
Neohortaea acidophila is the source of this 1092-nucleotide messenger RNA. Its product is annotated as UAA transporter. Gene Ontology annotation, molecular function: UDP-N-acetylglucosamine transmembrane transporter activity. Lineage: Eukaryota; Fungi; Ascomycota; Dothideomycetes; Mycosphaerellales; Teratosphaeriaceae. The coding region runs from base 1 to 1092 and encodes 363 amino acids. Gene Ontology annotation, cellular component: endoplasmic reticulum membrane; Golgi membrane. The transcript is spliced from 4 exons. Gene Ontology annotation, biological process: transmembrane transport. The record is from RefSeq and is a predicted model, not a curated record.